CGAGGAGAAGGCGGAGUCGCUGCGAGGGGAGGCGGAGGGAAGGAAGAGGCGGAGGAUGGUCCCCGCGGUGGGGCCGCAGCCGCUCAGCCCGCCCGGCGCUCCGGCGGUGAGUCCCUCAGGUCGCGGCGUGAGGGGAAGGCCGGCUCCCUCACACGCCCGGCCCGGCCCGGCCCGCUCCUUCCCCGCCUCACGCCAAAGUGACAGUUCGCCCGGCCGCUUGUCAGGGGCCCGCCGGGGCCGCCUCAGCUCGGGGCCGCCUCAAGACGUGUGUAUUUGCGGGGCCGCCCUCGACGCCUCCCCCGGGGAGCUGCUGAGGGGCGUCGGGCGGGGGGGGGCGCCCCAUCCCACCCCCGCUCCCAGUAGGGGCUGCUGCAAUACAUGGCGGUGUGUUGGGGGAAGUAGCCAGGCUUUUCUUCUGGGGGACGAAGACCCCUCGACGUUUUGUGCAUCUCAGUUUGGCCUCAUUGAGGGGCAGUACAGUGGUGCCUCGGGUUAAGUACUUCAUUCGUUCCGGAGGCCCGUUCUUAACCUGAAACUGCUCUUAACCUGAAGCACCACUUUAGCUAAUGGGGCCUCGAUUUCUGUUCUCAUCCUGAAGCAAAAUUCUGAACCCAAGGUGCUAUUUCUGGGUUAGCGGAGUCUGUAACCUGAAGCGUCUGUAACCUGUAACCGCUGUAUUUCAAUAUGAGUAGGAAAAGGAGAGUACAGUGGUACCUUGGGUUACAGACACUUCAGGUUACAUACGCUUCAGGUUACAGACUCUGCUAACCCAGAAAUAGUGCUUCAGGUUAAGAACUUUGCUUCAGGAUGAGAACAGAAAUUGGGCUCUGGCAGCAAGGCAGCAGCAGCUAAAGUGGUACUUCAGGUUAAGAACAGUUUCAGGUUAAGAACAGACCUCUGGAAUGAAUUAAGUACGUAACCAGAAGUACCACUGUAUUUGAUGCUGCAAUACAUAGUGUUGUAUUUUGGGAAUUAUCCAGUGCUGUUUUUCUGUGGGGACGCAGACCCCUAAACGUUUUGUGAAUCUUAAGUUUGGCCUCAUUGAGGGGCAGUAUUUCAGUAUGAGUAGGAAAAGGAGAGGACAGUGGUACCUCAGGUUACAGACUCUAACUGCUAACCCAGAAAUAGUACCUCGGCUUAAGAACUUUGCAUCAGGAUGAGAACAGAAAUCGUGCUCCAGUGGCAGCAGGAGGCCCCAUUAGCUAAAGUGCUGCUUCAGGUUAAAAACAGUUUCAGGUUAAGAACAGACCUCCGGAACGAAUUAAGUACUUAAUCCGAGGUAUUCGGGUAGAAGGUGUUCGCUAACACGAUCCAGAAGGAAGGCUGGCAUGCAUUAAGAAGCUCAAUACAGUGGUACCUUGGGUUACAGAUGCUUCAGGUUACAGACGCUUCAGGUUACAGAUUCCGCUAACCCAGAAAUAGUGCUUCAGGUUAAGAACUUUGCUUCAGGAUGAGAACAGAAAUUGUGCUCCGGCGGCGCAACGGCAGCAGGAGGCCCCAUUAGCUAAAGUAGUGCUUCAGGUUAAGAACAGUUUCAGGUUAAGAACGGACCUCCAGAAUGAAUGAAGUACUUAACCCAAGGUACCACUGUACUGUACCCCUAAACAUUUUUUUUAGAAAAAAAGCACUGGAAUUAUCAUCUGGUGGGGUGAGAAGCGAAUCCCUUCUUCUUUCACAGAUUCACACAUUAUAUUUCUGCAAGAGUUCAGCUAUGAGACAACCAACUACCGGAGACGGGGUUAUUGGGUUGUUGCUUUUAUUUUGAUGAUGCCUUUUGUGGUUUUAUAUUUGGAUUUUGUUCUGUGAACCACCCUGAGACCUCCAGGUAUAAGGCGGUAUAUAAAUUCAAUAAUAAUAAUAGGUUUUGUGGAGGUGGGGUGGCCUCCCUUCCCUGGGCUGCCCCAAAUGUCCAUUCCUCCCUGUUGCGGCUUUCCCCAGCUCCCAAUAUUGGGUUUUGGGAUGGUGGGGCCCUGGAGCCCUCCCACCCCCAGGCUGCCCCAAAUAUCCAGUGCUCUCGGUUGCGGCUUUCUUUGCUGGGCAGGGUGGGGGGGUGUUGAGGGGACUAGGCUUCCAAGGCUGACCCCGAAGUGCUGCAGGCCGUGCACUUCGUGUCUGGACCGGGGAGGUCUGAACAGGGUGGCCAGCAGAAACCUCCAUGUGCAGAGGCAGUGUAGCCCCUGGAGCAGAUAAGAUGCUGGGGAUGCGCAAGGGAAGAUUGGUUGUAGCUCUGUGCCUUGUUUGUAAGUUUUGCAGGAAGGAGGCAUCUGGGUGGCUGCUGUCGGAAACCGACCUCAGGACUAGGUGAUCGGUUGCAGUGGGACUCUCCCUGUGUAGCUGUUAUCCAUACAAGAUAGAUAGAUAGAUAGAUAGAUAGAAAGACUGCAGUAUGCUACGCACUUUGCAGUGGACUGUAUAAUGCAUUAUAAUCUGGAUUUUGCUUGUAGGAAAGGGAGCAAGGAGUCUAGUUACCAAAAUACCCAUUUGAUAACAUGGCUAUGUUGGGUGCCACAGAAAAAAAAGCCUGGCAAUAGUAGUGCAUAUUAAUAAUAAUAAUAAUAAUAAUAAUAAUAUAAUAUAAUCUCAGUCUGGGACUGGCAAUAUGAAGAAAAUAAUAAUGCUAAGUUUUUGUACAGGGCUUUUGUGAAGAUUAUUGAAUUGAGAUAUGGAAACGUUUUGGAAGUUAUGAGAUGCCAUAUAAAAAUCACAUCCUCCUAAUUUGUAUGACUAGUGAGUUUCCUUGCUCACAUGGCUCUCCUGAGACACUGUUCUGGUAUUAUUGUUGUUUUAUAGUUAGGACAUACACUUUCAUUAUUCAAGCUAAAUGUAUUAAUGGUAAAUUUAUUCUCUUGUUUUGUGCCCAUUUUUUAAUUAACCCCUUCAUGUUUUAUUUACACACACACACACACACACACACUCCUACUCAUCAUAGGCAGACAUACUCUGUACAGCUUUUUGUGAUAAUGCAAUUAUAUUUUGUGUUUAAAUGCUUGGCAAAAAAAUGUAAAAAACAUGAAAAAGGGGGCAAGCAUUGGGGGAAGUUUUGGUACUCUCACUCGCCAUUGAAUUCAGUGUGUUUUGACUAUAUACAAUUUUGGCUUUAGGCAUUGUCCAUGGAACAUAACCUCAGCAUAAAUUGGGAGUCGCCUGUACUUUUAAAUUUUCUUCUAUAUACUUAACUUUACAUUCUGACAACCAUAUUAAGAAACACAGACUACAGUCCUAACAAUGCAGUUCCACUUGUGUCAGUUUGUUGAACAAUCAGAGGGAUUUGUUCUCUGGUGAUUGUAUAGGAUUGCAGCCUCUUCAAAAGUAAAUCAGUAAAUACUACUUUCAAGUCAACAUGGUUAGGAUUAAGAUUGAUUGGUAGCAUGCCCAAGCAUUGUUUUUCUGGUCCCGCUACAAAUUUAUAACACCAACCCCCUCCCACACGCAUCCCAUAAUCCCAUCCAAUACAUACAGUUGCAUGAGGCAUUAAAUAAAAGUUUGUCUUUUAAUUCUGAAAUUAUAUUUUUUGCAUUUCCAAAAUUAUACCAUGGCCUACCUUAAUUGAGGCUUUUCAGCCAUGCCCCCAAACGCCUAGCCUGAAUAUGAGUCCUAUAAAUGGUUUUGCCUAUUUUAACUUUUUGGUUGGUCCUUAUGAAUAUAGUAUCCUGUCAGUGCUUUUAUUUUUUAUUCUAAUGGACCAGCAUGUGUACAAACAUUUUAUAUAUAGACCAGUUUUUGUGUUUUGUGUACUUUUUCAUUUCUAAAUUAAUUAACUCCUCAAAGUAAAUUUCUCUUGCAAACUCAUUCUUGUUCAGAGAAAGUAAGUACAUUGGUUAACCAUUCUUAUUCUGUAAAUCACUUGCAGUUUUUGAUGACUGCUAGCUCACCAAAAUUCAUUUUCUACAAGAGUCACUUCCAAUUGUUAAGAAAAUCCACAAAGCAUUGCAUACUUUACAGAAAAUUCAUCGCAGUUGGAGUGUUGUGUGAACUGCAUUUAAUAAGAAGUGAGGAUAGUUUAUAUUCUCCUCAAACAACAUAUCAUAAGGAAAAUACUCAAAAGAUCUAGAGUGUACUUGCAAGAGCCUGUAAAUUCUACCAGCAAUGCUGAGUCCCACUGUCCCUGGAAUCAAUGUCUUUGUUUAUUAUGAUGCUUUGUCCACAGAGUUGCUUGUUCUGCUCUAACACUGCUUGCCAUUGGCUUCUACUAAACUCACAAGAUCUCAGCAAUAGGUACAAAGGCAGAGGGAAAUAAAGUUUCCUUAUCCCCAAGCAUGAUUUAUAUGAUGCUAACUUACUAGAUGCUACUAGCAGGAAACUGUCUGUGGACAAACGCCGGCUCCCUUGGCCUGAAAGCAAGAUGAGCAACACAACCCCAUAGUCGCCUUUGACUGGACUUAACCGUCCAGGGGGCCUUUACCUUUUUACCUUACUAGUAGGAUACUAGGGUGGAGGGGGGGUCUGAUUUGAAGUAACAGGUGCAAGUAAAAGAAAAAGAGAACCAGGUACGAUAUUGGCCUGAACAUAAGCCGCACUUUCCCCUCAAAUUCUGACCAUGAAAAGUUAAAGUGCGGCUUACAUUCAUUACCUUACACCGCCAGCAAAGCGCUGCCUCUCCGCCGCUCCCAAGCGGGAGAAAGGGGAAGGCCACUGGCAAAGUGGUGUGGGGACCCCCCCCCCAGGAAGCAGCCCGGGUAUUAUUGUUUUUCUUUUUCCCCAUUUACAUUUAAAGGUGCAGCUUAUAUUCGGGGGGCGGCUUAUAUUCGGGCCAGUAUGGUAUCUCUCUUGAUGUAAAAACCAUGAUCACCCUUCCAGGCCUUAUACAUGAAUGGAGCUGGCACAUGAACAACAAAUGUGGCUGUCUGGCCAUGUUUAGCUUGGCCCUGUGCCUUAAUCUCUGAAAUUAUUAUUAAUAAUGAAUAUACCACUUAAUGCCCAGUUAGUUUCUAAGUAGUUUACAAAACAAAAAACAACACUGUAAAAAUACAUAAUGGUAUGCCAUAAUUGAAGUCCACUGGAAAACAAUCCAAUUGGGAUGUUAAAAUGCAAACUUCAGUGAUUAAAAUAUUCAUUGAAACAGCCCCAUUAAAACAGCACAAGAAUUAAAGCAGGAGACUUAGGUGAAGAGAUCAAGGGUAUGCCAGGUGUGUCUUCAAAAGGCAAUGGGAUGCCAGUACAUUCCACAACACUGGUGCCACGAGUGAAAAAGCCUGACACCACAUCAUUAGGGCAUGAAUGAUAAAACUAAUCAGGUUCUGUUUGUUGAUCUUAAUGGUCUUACUGAGCAGUGGAGGUGAAACUGAUUUUUCAGGUAACCAUGUCCAGUGUUGUUUAGGGCUGUAUAUGUAGGUAACAAGAUGUUAAAACUGGUUCAUUGACCUAUAGAACCAUAGCAGAACCUUUAGUGCUGCCCAGUACAUGCCCAGUAAGAAGCACAAUUAACCACCUGGGCUGUGGCAUUCUGUACCAACUGCAGUCUCUGGACUAGUUGUAAGGCAGCCUCACAUAGAGCACAUUACAGUAAUCCAAACGUGAGGUUACCAGCACAUGAGUCUCAGUAGCCAACUCAAACCCAAGAAAAGUUGAGUUUGGAAGUUCAUAAAUAUUUGUGGAGUUCCACUUUACAAAGAGGGAGAAUGUUGAACCAAAUUUAAGCCAUACUAAUGGUUAUUAGUGGUACACAAACCAGAUCAUUGUAUCAUUAUAUUGUAAUGUGUCUUGGGAGGGCAGAUAUGCUGAAAGGUGGGGUAAAAAAAUCUAUUUAACUACAGUAAACUAAACAGAGCUUGGUUUCUCUCCCCCUCCUAUUACUCAAGUUUCAUUUAAAAGAAUGUAUUUAAUUAUUCCAAUGACUGUAAUCUUUAAAUGUAAGCAGAGGUCCUUAGAAUUCCAAUAAAUUCUAUCUGUCUCAUUUAGGAUUGUGAAGUAUGGUUUGAGAAACAUCAACACAGUAGAAGCUGGAGUACUAUUGCAGUCUUGUAAACAGCCACUCACCAGUGGUGAGUAUAAAUAUUAUCUACCUAGUCACCUGUAGAGAAGCUUUGCAUGGUUGCAUCUUCUUUUAGGCUACAAAUGAGGCCUAGCAGGCUAGCUAAUGUCCUUUGUGGUGCAAUUUAUUAGGUUAUGCUGAUCUAAAAGAAGCCAGUGGAAGUUUAACUGUGAAGAAAAAAAUACUUGAGAGUCAGGGUUUUCAGAUGGAACAAUAAUGAUCGGUGCUUCUAGAAUCGUUACUUUUGGUUCUGUUCUUCUAGAUCCUCAUCUCUCAAACUAUGCCAGAGAUGACAGAGAAGGGUCCUCUUAAGAGACAACACCGGUAAGUGUCCUGUUCACAAAUAGAAUUACAAUGGAAUUCUUCGCCUCUCUAUUUGGAAGCAAGCUCUGUUGAGUUCAGUGAACCUUACUCACAAAUAAGAUCAUCCUUGUCAGUCUCUCUUAUUAUGUGUCAGCUCCUUGUAAAAAGCCACUACAGAUAAUGACCUGGGCAGCCUUUGCAUCAGAUUAAGUGUAGGUCAGUCUAAUGUAAAAUAGUUUUCUAGGCAGGUGGUGGUAACGGGAGCAUAACAACUUAAGCUUUUACAAGUGUUGCUAUUAGGUGAAGUCAAAGACUCUCCAAAGAUGAUGAUGUUCAGUGUUACAGUGGUACCUCGGGUUACAGACGCUUCAGGUUACCGACUCCACUAACCCAGAAAUAGUAUCUCUGGUUAAGAACUUUGCUUCAGGGUGAGAGCAGAAAUCGCGCGGCAGCAGGAGGCCCCAUUAGCUAAAGUGGUGCUUCAGGUUAAGAAUAGUUUCAGGUUAAGAACAGACCUCCAGAAUGAAUUAAGUUCUUAACCCGAGGUACCACUGUAUGGUGCUUUCCAUGUCACAUCUGACAUUUUAAAAUUUUUAAAUAAAUUUUUUUAGUGUGUUAAAUGAACAAUCAAAGAAACAAACCAGUACACCUGUGCAUUAUUUACAUGCAACAUGAAAUAUGACCAAUCAAUAAUAAACUCCUGUUCUAACCCUUUGCUGAACUUCCCUUAUAACAAGAUAAGGAAAAGAUAUCUGCCAGCAAUGUGGGGACAGGUCCAUACUUAUGUGCCAUAUCACCACUGGUGUACACUGGUACUAUUCAUCUGAACAGUACUUUCCAAGCCCUAGAGUUGAAUGUGCUUUAGUGUUUUUAACCCACAUUUUAUAUCCUUGCAUCUGCCAAGUUUCUUAUACAAGACCUCUCCAGAUAGGUUAUGUUACUUCUCAUGUUCACUAAUGCACCUGCAGAGAAAUGGAAGCUCAGCUGCACCACUGUUCUUAUUGCUGAGUUUCUUAGUCAUUAGUCAUUAAUAAGUACAGUGGUACCUCAGUUUAAGAAUAGUCCUGUUUACGAACUGUUUGGUUUACGAACUCUGCAAAACCGGAAGUAGUGUUCCGGUUUGCGAACUUUACCUCGGUCUAAGAACGGAAGCCGAACAGUGGAAGGGCAUCAGCGGCGGGAGGCCUCAUUAGGGAAAGCGUGCCUUGGUUUAAGAAGGGUUGGACUUCCGUAUAAAGGUGGGUCUCAGUAAGGUAGAGAAGGUAUUUUGUUGUCUUUACCCAGCUCUGCAUAGCCUGCACAUGAUGAGAAGUAGUUAUAACUUAAUUUGUUCUCUUUGGUCAAGUUUCUAGUCCCAUGAUUGGUAUACAAGUGUGCAGUCAGACCUACAAAAUAAGGAAACUUAGUGCAAAAGCAUGCUUAGGAUAGUAAGAAUACAUAAAGUUAUGAUAAUUUCCAUCAGUAGGAAAAAUACAGCACCAACAGGGCAAGAGUUGCUUUGAAGUAAAGGAUGGCUGUUCCUUAUAUAACACAGUACACACAUCAUUAAGUAGUACUAUGCCUUUGGCAGGCAAUUGGCAAGCCAAAGUGGUAGGACCUUUUCUGGGGUGGCUCCCAGAUUCUGAAACUUUUUUCAUCAUAGAGAUUAGCAUGGCCUCUAUGCUGUGGAUUUUUAAAUGGGCUCUACAGACUCACCUUUUUCUUUCUGCCUUUUCCUAAAGGCUUUUUCUACAGAGGUAUCUACAAAAUGUAGCCCUGUUUUAUUAAUCUUUGUAACUGUUUCAAAUGGCCUUUGUUAAUGUGCUGCUUUUGUUAGGUUGUUUUAUAUUUAUUGUUCUUUUUAUGAUAUUGCAAACUGCCUUGGCUAGGCUGUGUCCCAAAAUGUGGCAUAUAUAUAAUUUAUAUUUACAGAAAAAAUGCAAGCCAGAUAUAUAUCUUGGGGAUCCUUACAGCAAAUGUGGUUAUUUCUCUUCUCCCUUUUGUGCAUUCACUGGCAGAUUAAAGAAAAUAGAUUGAUUAAAGAAAACUUCCUAGAUAGCAAAUAUUGUAAUUUAGCCAUUUACAUGUUACCCUUUUUUUAACAGAAAGAAAAACCGUGAAACUCACAAUGCAGGUAAGAGCUUCAGUGCAGCUGUUGUCAGAAUGGAGCAAGCAUUCCUCUUCGGGUUCUUCCUUCCACCAAGCAUGCAAAUAUAUGCCUUCACAAUCAAAAGAGAAGUCUUAUUGUUUCUGGAUAUGCUAUCAAUGUACUGUUAUACACCUUAUGUGUUCUGUUUUUGCUAGUGGAGAGGCAUCGAAAGAAGAAAAUCAAUGCUGGAAUAAACCGAAUUGGUGAACUAAUUCCAUGCUCCCCAGCGCUGAAACAAGUUAGUCUGCUCUUCAUGGCGGCUGAAUAUUUAUUUAUUUAACAGAAUUUAUAUACCGCUUGGCUGUAAUAAAACCUCUAAGUAUGAAAUAUUUAAAUUAUCAAUGAAAACAGUUAAAACAAUUUAAAGAUUUAAAGAUUAUUAGAAUGAUCAGUAAAGAGAUGAAAAGACGUCAAAAUCUACACAUGUGGAUAUGCUUGCUAAACAAAAAUGAUUUAAGCAGUCACCGAAAAGAGUACAGCGAAGGUGCUUGGGCGAUGUCAAUAGGCAGGGAUUUCCAAAGUGUGGGUGCUGCCACACAAAAAUAUCAAUUUCUUACAAGUGUGUAAUGAGUAUUAUGUGGCACCUGCAGUGCUAGUUCCAGUCAAGUGGGCAUAUGUAGGAGACAUGCUCCAGCAAGUAAACUAGUUUCAAACUGUUAAUGUCUUUAUAUACUAAUAGUAACACCUAAAGCUUGGCCCAUAAACAUAUUGCCAACCAUUGAACAUAGGUGUUAGAUACUGACAGGGUCUCACUUCUGUUCAGCAACCCUGCAUUGCAGUAAUCCAAUACUGAAGUUGCUAGUGCCCGAACUGCUGUGGUAUACAAAUUUAAUAAUAAUAAUAAUAAUAAUAAUAAUAAUAAUAAAUAAGAAGUAGGCCUGUUUGUAUUUAAGACUGAGUCUCUGAAUGUUUUUCCUAAUUAUCCACAUGUUCCCUUGCAGAGUAAGAACAUGAUCCUUGACCAGGCAUAUCAAUAUAUAACAGAAAUGAAAAGGCAAAACGACGAGCUCCUGCUGAAUGGAGGAAACAAUGAGCAAGGUGAAUGGACUGGCUAGAAUACUCUCGCUAGAAUACCUCUGUUUUUAUUGUACAUACAUUUCAAACUAAACAUUCUUUGUCUAACUGCUACUCCACCUUUCCUCCGGAACUGUUAUCAAAUGAUAGAUUCGCUAUCCUGCAGAUUGAAUGCUGUUUGCUUAAUAUUUGUGUUUCGGAUUGUAAUUUUCCUUAUCCUAAUAAAAGUAGUCCCAAUCUUUUAUUAAAAAGCAGAUUUGCUAAUUUUAUACCUUGCUAACAACAUACUCUUGGUGUCCGGUAUGCUAAUUCUCUUUCACAAUACAAAUUUUAUAUGAAGAAGUUGAACAUGAUUGAAAAAAGCAACAGUAAAGUUAAUUCUAAAAAAUGUUGCCACACUUGUAAAUUAAGUUAUAGAAGAACUGUAAUUUGAUAGUUUUUCUAAGUGAAGUUGCCUCUCAGCUAUAAUUGGAGCUGUUUUCUUCAUCCAAACUAAACAGAAAGAAUAGGGUAUUUCUGAAUAUUCUUCAACAUGGAUGAAAUCCAAGUUCCAGUAGUAGUUGUUUAUUAGGAUUUACAUUAGAUGACGCCUGUUCAUUCUAUGAUUCUCUAAUUUUCAUACGACUAAUUAUCCUUUUUGGAAAAAAGUGUGAACUGGAACAAUAAAGAAAUAAUAGAAUGAAAGCAAUAGAAAUAUUUCCUUGCUGAGAGUAUUUAUAAGGCUGUAAUUUUCUUCAGAUGAUGAGUUUGUGAAAUACAGUUAACAUAUGAAGCUGCUCUCCACCGAUUCAGGACACUUGACCCAUCUGCCCAGUAAUGAUUGGCUCCAAUUUGCAGUGGGUUUUCUUUCCUGUUACCUAUAAAUAUUGUAGCUAGAGAUGCCUGGGAUGUGUUGCAUGCAACUUGUGUGCUCUCCUUUUAAUUCUAAGUCUCUAAGGAUGUAAUCUGAGUUUGAGUACAUAUUACCAGUGCUUUUUUCUGGGGGGAUGCAGGGGUACACAUACCCCUAAACAUUUUGUGAAUCUUUGUACUUUUGUCCAUUUAUUUGUCUUUAUUGUUCCCGAUUUGAACCAUAAAAUGGUGGUUUUCUUGAGUCAAAAUGAGAGUACCCCUAAACAUUUUUAAAGAAAAAAAGCUCUGCAUAUUACAGCAGAAACCUAUGUUGAGGUGAUGAAAUGGCUUUCUUUAAUGCUAUUUUCACUUGCUCCUAAAACAAGUCAGCCGUACUAGACUUUUGCAGAACCUUUGGUCAUUCGGAUUUAUUAAUUUUUUAUUUCUCUGCAGCUGAAGAAAUAAAAAAGCUCCGGAAGCAGUUGGAUGAACUUCAGAAAGAAAAUGGGCGCUACAUUGCAUUAUUGAAAGCCAACGACAUUUGCCUUUAUGAUGACCCCACUGUCCACUGGAAACGGAACCUCAAGCACGCAAAAGUUUCUGUUGUUAUCCCCAAUGAUCAGGAGCAAAAGAAGAAAGGGAACCUGAAAAAUGCAAAAGUGUCUGUUGUUAUCCCCAGUGACCAGCUGCAAAAGAACAUCAUUGUAUAUUCCAACGGCAGUCAGCUUGGUGGAAGCACCCAGGGGGCAUCAGUCCAAGGAAUAACCUUUAAUAUCAGUCACAAUUUACAGAAGCAGACUGCUAAUGUUGUUCCUGUCCAGAGGACUUGCAACCUAGUCACUCCUGUGACCAUUUCUAGUAUCUAUUCCACAGAAAUCAAAUCAGGGGUUCAGACUUCAGUUUCUCCACUGGUAUCCGGCCCAUCAAAUCCAGCCAAGAAAAUUAUUGAGCACUCUACCUCUGAGAACGAGCAAGGCCUACCUACUAGUUCUAGUGCUGACAGCUCGCUGAAUCCCUUGCAGCUAGUGAGGCUACAGCCUGAAAUUCAGAGUUCUCCACAAGAUGAAGAUGACAUCUCCAAAUCUAAAAAUAAACCAGAGACUUUCAAGUUAAUUGAGAAAGCGGGUUUGCCUAGCAACAGCCUUCCUGUCAGUGCUAGUGUAGACAGAUCUCUGGCUCAGCUGGCAGACAUGCCCCUUAAAGAGGAUUCAAGAAAUGGAUCCCUAGAAAGCUGUGUGGUUUCUGCAGCUGAUACCACUUGUACUCCAUCUGUAAUGCUCUCCAUUGAUGGAAAGCCGUCUGCAGGAAACAUCUUCAAAAGCAGCGGAGGACCGGCAGCCUCUGCUGUAGAAAUCCAGAAGGCUGUAACAGAAAUUAACACUUUGCCUGCUGCUUCUAUAGAUAAGUGGCCUUUUUCCAGUUCUUCAGCUGCUGGCACUUCAAAUUCCAAAACCAUGGGUAGCCUGACGCGAAUGACUUCUGCUGGAAACACCCAGACUACUUGGACUACUUUGCAACUAGCAGGGAAUACUGUUCAGCCUCUAAACCGUACUCUGUCCAGCAUAAACGCAGCCCUCUUAAAUCAGCCAGUUCACAAUGCUAGCAUUACAGCACCCACUCCUAACAGGAUUUUGGCAACUACUCCCAGUUUAAAUAAUCCUCUACCUGCUGCUGAACAAACAGCUGAGCAAAUCAUGGUUACUUUGCCAUCUUACCCAUCCUUACCUAUGCAGCCACUAGUCACUAAGACGCAGGUUCUAGCACAACCUGCAAACGGCCUCCUUCCAUUGAAUCCACCUAUGCAGCUGAUUCAGAUGCCCCAGCCAGUAGGUCCAUCUGUCACUGCACCACCUGCUAAACAAAAUGUAGUCAUUUUACAGCCUUCAAAUGCCAGUGCAGGUCCACCAGUGUUGAGAACUGAAAUCCCCAACCAAACUGUUAGCCAGCAGAUUGUAAUUAUACAGACUGCUAACCCAAAUCCUCUCUCCCUUUUCUCUGCUCCUCCUCCUCCUCCUCCUAUCAGAAUGCCUAUAAAUGGAGCCGCUCCCUCAGCAAGUGCUAGUAAUCCUAUGCAAAAUGCCUCUGGCCCUCAUAUGUUUGGUGGGAAGCAUCUUGUCCAUAUUUUGCCAAGGCCAUCUUCUGCACCAUCUUCUGGCUCGACACAAACGUUUUCAGUUGCAAUGGCUAACCAACAUCUUCCACAGACUAUUUCUUUAAAUGGGCAGCUGUUUGCAUUGAAGCCUGUGAAGUCCUGUUCUGGAGGUUCGGAUCAAACCCCUAUGCAAGUUAUUCAGCCUACCACCAGUGAAGAUCCAAAUACAAACGUUGCCCUCAAUACAUUUGGUGCUUUAGCUAGCCUCAAUCAAAGCAUAUCGCAGAUGGCUGGACAGAAUUGUCUGCAGGUGUCUACCAGCCAGCCUACAAAUCCAUCAACGGUCAGCAGCCAAACCACACCAAGUACCCAUGUUCUGCUGGCAGCUACAGCAGCAUCCUCUUCUGCUGCUGAGAAUGUAAUGUUAACCAGUGUUUCGUGCUCAAUGGGUGCUGCUCCCCCCAAAACCUCAUUUGGUCUGGGUUCAAAAUGGUCUAACAAAAGUACUAAAAAAUGCUUGGUGGCCAGUAGCAAUCUUGCAUGUCGAGUGAAUUCUUGCAAAGAUUUGAAGAAACUUGAUAGUGGGGAUGUGGAGGCUACCCCUGAGCAUUCAGGAAGUGACAUCUUGCUUGAAAACAUGCCUGAUAAUGUGGUGUUGCAAAGCUUAGCCAUAUCACAAGCAAAUAGGGUAGCACCUAAUGAUGUUGCCCAAAAUGAUGCUUCCAAUUCCCAUCCCAAAGAGAGACUGAGGGCUGAACAAGACAUGGAAACUACCCUGGCCUCUGACCUGAAUGCAGCUAUAGUGCCGAGAUCUUUGCCACUCGAAUCGGCCUCAUCAGAACAGUUUGAAGUGGUUGCUCCCGUCUCCAGAGAGUGUGCAUCUCUGCCUCCUCAAACUAAUUCAGCAACAAAUUCUAAGUUAUCAGAAUCAUCCAAAUGCAUCCCCACCAGCCCUUUAACAUCUUCUGACUCUCAGGUGACAGCUUCUCAUAUUUCUGGGACAUCUGUGGCAAACAGUGGGGCGAGUGCAGAGGGUGUUCCCAGAACAGAGGUGUCUGAAAUCUGCACAAUGGAACAAAAUUGUUCCAUAGUCAUGCAGGCCAGUGAUUUGUUAGAAGAGCAAGGCCUGACCAAGAUUUUCUCUGAUUUCAGUAAAGUGGGAGAAGCUGUAGAAAAAAACUUCUCGGUCCAAGUUGAACACCCUAAUUUUCGCACCCAAAACACUAAAUCAAUUAUAGACUCGAAUGACUUAGCAGAGAAGCAAGAGGGGCUCUUGCUGGUGAACACUGAAGAGGAAAACCUUGCACAGUCUCAUUCCUGUACCUCUGAACAAGAAACAGUCACUGCUAACAGACAAGCAGACUCUCCCAUGUCAACUAGCUCAGGCAGCAGUUGUGGAUUCUCAGUUGCAUCCAUGUUGCCAGACACAUGCAGGGAAAAUGUUCCCAGCAACACUUCAGUGAAUACAUGCAACAGCUGUACGUUUUCAGAGCAAACGGAUAUUGUAGCUUUGGCAGCAAAAGCAAUUUUUGACCAAGAGGCCCAUGCAAAAGCAUCAGUGUCGGGAGCUGCUGUUUCCAAGGAUGAUGAAGUGGCAUCUCUAAGAAGAGACCAGUCUUUUAAGUCUCACACCAUUAAAGAUGCAGACCAGAUAGAAACGGUGCCAAGAAAUUUCAGCACCCAGAAUGCAGUGAAAAUAAACGUUGAUAGGUCAGUCGAAAAACAAAGCUGUUCCGUUGGAGUGGAAGUGCCCAGUGUAACCUUGCAAAUUCCAGCCUCCCAGUCUCCAAGCACAUCAAGCUUAAGCGUCAAUAAUCUCAUACAUCAAAGCUGCAUCAUCCACCCUGUUGUGAGCUGCUCAGGUUUACCCCCAACUUCAGACCAAUCAGCUGUUCCUGUGACCAUGACUCCAUCCAUGCCCACUAAUCCCUAUAUGACUCAGUCUCCAGGACAUUCUCCAGUGCUAAUGACAGAUUAUGCUUCAGAACAACUGUCUGCUGUUCGGACCAGCACCAUGCAGGCUUCUCAGAUGCAUGAGCCACACUUAAAGCAGCAAAGCCAGGAAAGCCGCAAAGACUCUGUCAAACGUUCUGUUCCAGAUGAUCACCUGCUUUCCACGUCGAAGAGACAGAAACACUGCCAGACGGCACCUAUGCAGCUUGAAGGGAUGGCUUUGCUGAACCAAACAGCUGACGAUAUUUCAGAUCAAAGUCGAAUCCUUGUCAACCAGAUCCCCCCCAACUCCUCCAAUAUGGCAGUAUCAGGGAGCAGUCAAGGGCACACGGAUAGUCUUAGCCGGUUGUUCCCAACCAGCAAUUUUGUGCCACCUGCUCUGAGGCAAGCUGAAAUCCAGUGUAAUUCUCAGCCUUCUGUCCCGGAUCAGACAGGACAGCACCUGCAACCUAUUCAACAUGCUCCCACUCAAGGAAUGACCCACCUUCAUAGCAAUCCGUAUAUAAAGCAGCAGCAGCAACAACAACAACAGGCUGGACAGUUAAGAGAAAGACAUCAGUUGUAUCAACUCCAGCAUCACAUUCCUCAUGCAGAAAGCCCUAUCCAUUCCCAAGCCCUCAGCGUCCACCAGCAAAGAGUAAUGCAUCAAGAGGCACAAAUGCAGAAGAAAAGGACCCUCAUCCAAGCAGCCCAGCCCACCACACUUGCUUUACAGCAGAAGCAUCAUGGAAACGACCAGUCGCGGUCAAAGAGCAGCCAACCCCACCCCCAUCACCCACAGAUGCAGCAAAUGCAGCAGCACUAUACAUCUUCUCAGCCUGAGAAGACAUGCGAGAACCCCACUGCAAACAGAACUCACCACAACCAUCCUCAGAGCCAUCUGAACCAGGACAUUCUGCACCAGCAAGCACCGGAUGUGGGCAACAGACAGACAGGUUCUGGAGUUUCUUCUGAACAUGUGCCAGGACAUGGCCAGAUGCAAAGACUUAUGACCUCCAGGGCUUUGGAGCAGCAAAUGGUGUCCCAGCCUAGUAUUGUCACCAGGUCAUCCGACAUGACCUGUGUCCCCCACAGACAAGAAAGAAAUAGGGUUAGCAGCUACUCCGCAGAAGCACUUAUUGGAAAGACUCCCUCUAAUUCAGAGCAGAGACUAGGAAUAUCCAUUCAGAGCUUGAGGGCUUCAGAUAAUCUUGAAAUGAGAAAUUACCUUGAUGUGUCUAGGAAUAAAGGAUUGGUAAUCCAUAACAUGCAAGGACGCAUGUCAGUAGACCACACGGUUGGAGCAGAUGUUCAAAGACUCUCGGAGUGCCAGACAUUCAAGACAAAUGGCGCCAACCAGCAGUUUGAUGUGCAGUCCUCAAGGAACAGUGAAAUAGGGACCUCAAUGUCAUCCCUCAGAGGUAUGCAGACACAGGCUUUUCGAAUUGCUCAGAAUUCUGGACCCCCCAUAGACAGACAGAAGAGGUUGCCCUAUCAGCCAGUUCAGGGCAUUUCAGCAGGAAAUGUCCUUCCUCCCCCAAGAGACAAUGAAAAUACAUGCCACCAAAGUUUUAUGCAGAGUUUACUUGUCCCUCAUCUCGGAGAGCAAGUCGGUGGAGGCCAAAGACCAAUUGCAGAGCACCAGAGAAAUCCACAGUGUGCCACUUCUAUUGUUGAAUAUAAUUGCCCCCCAGCAAGAGACACUAUUCACAUUCGAAGAGAAGGUGAUGGUCAGAACAGGGAAAGUUGCGAUAUGUCUCUUGGUGCUAUUAAUAAUAGGAACAAUACAUUAAAUAUUCCCUUUUCAAGUUCCUCUGGAGAUAUUCAGGGUCGCAAUACAAGCCCCAAUAUUUCUGUUCAGAAAUCCAAUCCCAUGAGAAUGACAGAGAGUCAUGGAACCAAGGGUCACAUGAAUGCUCCAGUUUCUAGCAAUGUGCAUGGAGUCGUCCGACCUCCUCUCACCCACCCGCCCGUCUCUCGGAAUGCCGAGCAAGUCCCACCAUCAGUUCGUCAACCAAAUUCUUCAGUUACUCAGCGAUCAAGACAUCCUCUCCAGGAUAACAGUGGUUCUAAAAUUCGCCAGCCUGAAAGAAAUCGUUCUGGAAAUCAAAGACACGGAAAUGUCUUUGAUCCUAGUCUUCCCCACCUUCCUUUGGCUGCCAGUGGUAGUAUGAUCCUUGGAAGGCAACAACCUGCUCUAGAAAAAAGAGGCAGUAUUGUGCGAUUCAUGCCGGAAGGACCACAAAUGACUAAUGAUAGCGCAGCUCCUGAUCAGCACAGUCUGUCUCAAAAUUUUGGAUUCCCUUUUAUUCCAGAGGGUGGAAUGAAUCCCCCCAUAAAUGCCAACGCACCGUUCAUCCCACCAGUGACUCAGUCUAGUACUACUCGAACACCAGCCCUGAUUCCAGUAGAUCCUCAAAAUACGUUGCCAUCUUUUUAUCCGCCAUAUUCUCCUGCCCAUCCCACCCUUUCCAAUGACAUUUCAAUCCCUUAUUUUUCUAACCAGAUGUUUCCUAAUCCAAGCACAGAGAAGCCAAGCGGUGGAGGUCUAAACAAUCGCUUUGGCUCCAUCUUGUCUCCUCCCAGGCCAGUGGGCUUUGCCCAGCCAAGUUUCCCCCUUUUGACAGACAUGCCCCCAAUGCAUAUGGCCAAUUCAUCUCACUUGUCCAAUUUUAAUUUGACUUCUUUAUUCCCAGAGAUUGCUACAGCUCUUCCUCCAGAUGGUUCAGCAAUCUCGCCUCUGCUCUCUAUAGCGAACACAUCUGCUUCUGAUUCUUCCAAGCAAUCAUCCAACCGGCCUGCUCACAACAUAAGCCAUAUUCUAGGUCAUGAUUGCAGUUCGGCUGUAUGAAAGGCUGUGGCCAGGAGUUAGAAUGGUGAAUUGUUUUAUGUGUGUAGUAUGCAUAUUUGUGUAUAUACAUGCAUGUGUCCAUGUAUGCAUUUGGGAUUGCCAUCCUUGAAACGACCACUCGUAGCAUCACUGUUUGUGGGGAGUAGACAUACAAUAGCAGGUGCUUCUGUAUUUCUACAUACCCAUGUUGCUAAAGUAGCAGGUGCCUAUCUCAAUGCUUACUAGCAAGAGUAAGAAUCCAACACCUUGAUCUGUCUUAACAGAGUUCCAGAGCAUCGCCCCCUGUGCCAAGAUGAGCCUUGUGCAAAAUGAAGUCCAGGGAAACUGAAGAGUUGCAUUUAUAGUUCUUGGAGAGUGAUUUUUUUGCCCAGGAAGUAGGUACGUGAGGGUCUCAAACACACCUCAGAUUGGUACAAAGGUUUUGAGUCAAUGCACACUAGAUCACUUUUACUAUUUGUGUUGAAGUUUAUCAUAGACAUCUUUCAUCGGGCUGACUUCACGUGAUAAUUUCUGAUGGGCGUUUAAAGCUUAGUGCCAUGCCUAGCUUCUGAGGAACUGUAUUAACGUAUUGUGUAAUGGGAAAUACUGCCUCUCUUCUGAAACAUAUAGUUUAAUGCUCUCCUCCUGAGGCUUUUAUUUUUAGCAUUGUUUCUGCUAACAAUCCAUAGAAUUUUUAAAAAAAUCAUUUAUGUUCAGUUCAGUUCAUACAUGUUGAUUUCUCCCCCACAGCUUGUAUGCUGCGAGUUUCUCAGGGUAUCCUUUUUGUGUCUUGCUUAUCACUUUUUUGAGGAGGGGAAUUAUCUCCAUUUUUACCAUUGUAAUGUUUUUCUUUCCUUUUCCCUCAGAUAACUCUUGUAACCUGAGAGCAUGUAAUAGGAACAUUUUGCGUGACAAAUAUUGUUGGGUGAAACUGUAGGCAAAUACAACAUUAGUAUUAAGUGCUUAUUUAAAUGUAUUCGUUUGCACUUACAAAGCACCUUCUGUCCAGAAACUCUUUGCUGGGAACAGAAAGAGGAGCGUUUGAAGUUUUGAGCACUUAGCAAAAUGGGAUGGUCUUGAUGAGGCAAAGUUACAGCGGAGAAGCACUUGUCAGUAACUUAAUAGAUGAAAUGUGGCAAGUAACAGGUGAAUGGCUCAUUUUCUCUUGUAAUUGUUACUAAUGCUUUUUUUUUUUUUUGCACCCUUUUAGAUAGUUUAAAACAUACAGCAAUAUUGUUUCAAAGAGUCUUCCUCAGUUGAUGGUAGCCAGGCUAUGACUCUGGCAGUAAAAAAAAAUGGCCUGGGCUUCUUCCUUGGUGAUUGCUAACUUCUUUGUGGGACUUAAGGGGGGGGAAAAUUAGGCAAUUAGAUAGCCGGAAGAACCUUAGAGGUAGCAUAUAAAGGGAUCUUAGAAUGGGUAUAGUAUAUAGUCAUUGCUUAGUAAAUGUGCUGAAGUUACAGCGUGGGUCUGUCUCGGAAUAGCGAUUCAACAAUGUCCUCAGCAGCACCAGCUGUUUUUAUGGCCUCCUGUCUCAGAACAGGGAUCCUCAUGGGAAUUGUAAUCUCCAGUGGGAAAUCUGAAGUGGCUGGCUUGGUCAGAAUCAGAACUGUGGGAAUAUCCACAAGCUCAGCUUUCUAAUGAGUUCCCCAGAUGGUUCACUUGGCCAAACUGGAAGUUAGCUUUCUAGUAUUGCAAUGGCUGAUUCACAAAGGGUAAGGUAAGACAGAGUGGAACAGCUCUUCCAUGGACCUGCGUGACACAUGCCUGAAAACAGAGGGAAUUUGAAUCUUGGACUCUGACUUUCUGUGUACAUCUAAAAGAAGGGUGUGCAAGCUUACCAUUGAUUUAUAAUAGCAUAUUUCUGUUUUGAAGGAUGUGCCUUCAGUUUGCCCUGGAGUUCAAGUGUCCUUAUGUGCUUCAAAAUGCUAUCCUCUUGGCUCACCUUUUCAGGGUAGGACCCAUGGCUUGUUGCUCUCUUCUAACUCCAGCUAUAGUAGCUGCCACAUAACAUACAUUUUUGCCCAUCAGCAAUGGCAAAGCAAGCCAUUUCCUCUUAGAAUCCAGUGUGUGAAGGUAAACUUAGAACCCCAGGGCAUCCAGAUUAUUUUUAAAACUGCGAACAGCUCUCUUGGCCAUAGUUUGUGCAUAGCAUGUUGGGGGAAGCAUCUAGCCUCAUGGUGAUUUCAGUUCAUUGGCUUGGCAGGGUCAUUCUCUGGGUCUCCAAGUGCUUGGGGAAUUCAUCACUGUGAAAGAAUGUAUGCUACCAUAGUUGUAAUCAAGAGCUCGAUUCCAUAUAUAUUGUCUCAAGAAAAGGGUGGAUAUAGUAAUUAUUUUCAAAGGGCAAACUAGCAUGAUAAGACAUAUGUGUAUGUAUGUGCAGACAUAAAAAACAUAUGGAUUCCUGGCAUAAUUUUUUCAAAAGCAAUUGUCAAGUAACCAUUUACUUGGAUUCUUCAUUCCAUACGUCAUUCCAGCUACUUGGUUCAGUUUGGAGACUUCUCUGUGUUGUAUGAUUUAACUACUUAAGAGAUGUCAUAGAAUUGUCUCUGAGUUUCUGAUAAUAUCACUUGGAUAAUAUCUGAAAUGAACAUCGGACUAUUUCUUCGUAGGCUUUAUCUCUUGCUGCAUAAAAGUCUUGUCAUUUGCCAUGAUUAAUAAGUAAAAGUGGUGUAUUUGACAUGCCUUACUCCACAUAACUCAUUUCCUAAGGAUGUGGAGUUGUUCCUUAGUGUUCUGCUCCCCCCAGAAAGCUGCAGGACCCCUUAAAAAUCCUUAACUAUUCAGCCUGUUUAAGUUUGUUAAACAUGCGCUAAUUGUGUUUGAGGGGUUUUUUUUUUGUAGUUCAGAAAUCAGAAGGACUAUUUUGGUUGUCGACAGAAAAGUUAAAAAUUCAAAUCAAUUAUUAUUUGCUAAAUUUAUAACACACUCUACUGAAGGAGCCUAGGACAACAUUCACAUCAAGUUCCUGAAAUUUCUGCAAGUAAUUUAAUUCUGUAAUGAAAGAGGACAUAGCAGGUUAACUCUUUUCUGUUGUGGGCCCCAUGCUAGGGGGUAGAAGAGGCACUUGGCUGUGCUACGUGUUGUAGACACAUGCCAAGUUUCUGUUUUGUCCCAGUGAAAAUGGAGAGCUCUGUGUUGCAUUGGUUAGUCAAGUAUUUUUAAAAGCACUUGAAAAAGUCUGCAGUGUCUGGACUAAACUUUAUGGAACUAUGAACAUUUUCUUUUUAAAAAAUAUUCAUAAUUAGUACACACUGGUUUUUCAAGAAAAUAUUCUGGUCUUGAAAAUGGAAGGGAAAGAAAACUGCUACUUUAUAGAAAUUAUGAUGUGCCUUGACACUGCGUCGGUAUUGCCUGACUGUUCUAUAACAUACAUUGUUUAACCACCUUCCACCCCCGUUUUUAGUUGGUUGUGCUAUACAGUUAGUGGUACUCCUAGUACUGAGAAGAAUCAGUUUUCUUAUCAUUUUGCAUCAGAGGAAUUCAGGUUAAACACUCAAAUAACGAGGAGCUGAGGCAACAUAAAGAGUGACUUUCCAAGACAAACAUGGCAAGUUAGAAUCCUAGUUUUCCUGGGUUACCUUUAUACUGUUCUAUAUUUGUCAUAGAAGUUCAUUUCUGUGCAAAAGGGUGUGCUUAGGUUGGGAAUUCUGUAAACUGGUUAGAUGUGGUUUAAGUGCAGAGAAUGGGGACGGGCCGGAAAACAGGCCAUUCAAUAUGAGAAAAGGCUUCUGCGUGUUAUUUCUUCUGAGCCAUUAUCUAUUGUGACCCUCCCCUUCCCUCCCCAUGGUUUUUAUUUUAGUUCUGCCUCCGCCAUCAAGUUAGCAAGACAUCUACAGAGCUGGGAGGGUGUAUGUUUUAAAUUCUGUAAAUUGGUGUCUAUUUCCCACUUUUCUGACAAAGGAAAAAAUUAAGACUGCUAAACCGUUCAGCGUGUUCUGUGGUAUAAGCUAGAUCAAUGACUUCUGUGGGCUUUAUCUAUAUUGAAUCUUCUUACAAGGACUUUCUGGUAGACACAACUGUGGUAGAUAGCUGCUAAUGUGAACCUUAGUGCUGUUAAGACCUUUUUAAAAUGUCUGUCUUGACAUUGUCUGUGGUGGCAGUUUUGCUGUCAUAAGUGCUGGAGGAGCUUGAGCAAUCGCAGGGAGUUCUGUUUAGCCGAAAAUUGUCAUGUCUCAGUAGAAUCCUUGGAGUACAAACUGAUGCAAAGUCCAUAAAUUCAAUCACAUCUUAUCUCCUCCUUUCAGGCGGUCGUGUUCUUCACUAAAGAGCCAACAUGCAGAGAUCUUCUCUCUCUCCUUUGCAGAAUGUGCUGAACAAAUUGGUCUGUUAUGUACUAGCAAGCCAUUUGACUCAUAAUCUCUUAGCUUUAUUUUCUUAAUACCGCUGUCCAGUUUAGUAACAUUGCUGUGCAAUUUUGUAAUCUUAUCAAGAUCUUUUGCAUUAUGAGUGACCUUCUAACCAGGGCUGCUUAAGGGAGUUUUAAAAAAGCAACACUUGGCAGUUUGUAGGUCCAAUGGGAUGCCAUACUGGACACAUGAACCAUUGUGCUGUUCUCACUAUCACAUGCAAAUGAGUUGCAUGUAAAUAUAGAAGCUUUAACGGAGUGUGCAUAUCACAUCUUGUAUUGUUUCUGCUGGGUGCAAGCAGACAGCCCCUUUUAAUGGGAGCAAUUAUGGAAAACUGGAUACCAUACAGAUUAUAGGUCGUGUGGCAUCCAGCUUUGGUAAAUUGCUUCAUCUCCAAGCCAGAAAGCGGACAUCCCGAUACCCUUAUGAUUCCCUUAAACAUCUCAGAGUGAGCUACGCUUCCCUCUUCUCUUGAAAGUAACAAAUGUAUUCCCUUGAUUUGCGCCACAGUUUUUCUGCAGUGCAUCCCCUAAAAUCCUACAUACAGCCUCUAGAUUCUUUCAAGCCCUAGUACAGAAAUGUGUGGUGAUGCUGAUCAGGCACACAAAUUAUUGCAAAUAAGAUUUUGUUCCAUUUAUUUUGACAUCUUUUUACAAAUUCGUCGCAUUCAGAUGUAAAUAUUUACAACAGUGGUUUUGAUGAAAGGUCUCAGAUUUUUAUUAAAUGUAACAAUUUAUUGAUUGUAAAAAUUGUAUAGAUAUGAACAAAAUGGUAUUUUAUUUUAAAAAUGUACAGUUUGUGUACUUUCAUUUUUGCGUACUCUAGAUACUUUCUAGUUCCACUUCCUGUCCCCCUUCCAGGAAAAAAACCCCAAUGCCUGUGAUCCUGUGCUUAAAUCCUGGCUGCAAGUUGCAGCCAAAGUUUAUAAACUGUAAUUUUUUUAAAGAAAAAAUGUAAAGAAUUUAAAGUCAAGAAAUUCUUUUUGUGGUUUUUAACUAAUUUUAACUUCUUUGAUCUGCCUACUUCUGCAUUGUAGAUAUAUUUAUCAUUUUAAAUGGGCUAGCAAGUUUCACUUAAGAAUGCCUCUAUGUUUACAAUCUGGGUCCAUAUACUCUCAUGUUCCUUUUUUAUCUGUUAGCAACUUUGACUAGCUGAUCCAAAUUCUGCCUGUCACCCCAACCCUGGCUAAAAGUUUGGGGGGAUGAGACCAAAAGAAAGAGCCUGAUUUGGCCUAUUCUCCUGGGUUCCCUUCCUUCUAGAACUUUAUAGCAUAUGGUUGGUCUGUUCAGUAUUUGGACUGUGCUUUUAAAGAAAGAAAGAAAAGACUGGUGUGAACAUGAAAUGCUCUAAACUUACAAAUCAGAAGCACAAGGAAACUACUGUUUAAACCUCUAUUUAGGUAAUGGACCACUGAAAAAAUGCAAUGUAUAAUACAUACGAAGUAACAACAGUGCUUCACUUACAUCCUAUCAGAAGUUCUUAGCUGAAGGGCAGGCUGAUAUUUUACCCAUUGACAAUGGAAGGCGUCCUGAGUCUGAGAGACAGAAUUGUCCCCAUAGCUACCAAGUUUAUGUCUGAGGUGGAAUCUGAAACGGAGCCUUUCCACCUCACACUGUCCAUUGCUGGCCACACGUUUUAUGAAAUACAAAGGUUGAUAAGGAUUUGAAAAGGGGUUCAAGAAUACCGUCUCUCCAGACUCUUGAGUUCAACCUCCAGGCAGCAGACAUGGAGGAGGUACAAGUUAGGGGUGCAGAAGAAGCUUUGGGUGGGUUUGGGUUUUUUAGUUGAUAUAAUAAUGGAACUAAACUUGUUUUGAGUUCUCAGGUUUCUUUUAAACAUUUGAUUGCAUUUGACACGACAACAUUGUAAAGCACAUCAGUGCAGCAUUUCAGCACCUGGUACUUUGAUACAAAAGUACUUUUACCUAGGUAAGCAGACAGCACAGUCUGAGCUGGUUUAAUAGCUGGUUUCAGAAUUAACAGCAGAAUGGGCAGAUAUUUUGGUAGAUUCCAGUGAUACACUUUUCGAAUAAUUACUACCUUACCUAGUCAUAGUGAACCAACUUUUGAUUCAAAAAUUUAGCAGAGCAGGGGACAAACAAGAAACGCAGUGCCCUGCUAUGUAUAAUCUAAAAUAAAGCAAUUUAGGAAAAAUGUAAGAGUUGCUUCCUAAAACCAUUCCUCUUCCUCUUAUCAAGAGAAAGGCGUACUUAAGAAAAUAAUCCACUUGGCAUUCACAGCAAAUGUUAAUAAUAAUAAUUGCAGCUUUCUGAAAAGAGUUCAUGAGCUGUCUGCUGCAGCAACAGCCAGAAGAGACAGGGGACUCACAGACCUUGAAGUAUCGUAACACUGCAAUACACAGAGCCUUUUACCCUCUUUGAGAAUAGAACCAACUCUCUCAUUUCAGGGGGCUGAAAAAUGGCUUUCUAAAUAAUAACAUGAUGGCAGGGAGAGGAGCGGCAGAUUGUGGAUGAGGAAGAGAACAUCUGUAGCCCAGAUUGGAAAGCUCCUUUCUGAGGCGUGCGCUUUUCCCUUUCAGCUGUGCUAUUCAAAUUAGCCAAGAAAUGCCUCGCAGAGGUAGAAGGGUACAGGGGGUGUGUAAUUUUUAAAUCGGAAUUUAAAGAAAAUGGUGGUGGGCUGUUAUUGGCAGGCCAGGGUGGGGUCAAAGCAUUCCUGUGCAGGAGCAGAUAAGAUGCUGCUCCAUUGUAAACUAAUAGUGAUAAAUUAAGCAGUUGGGUAUGAGUAGUAAAAAGGAUAACAGCUUACCAUAAACAUCAGAAGAAUCAGACUUAAGAACCAUGGCUUCAAUGGCCAAUACAUGCUUGAUUUUUCAAUACAAGAGAUCUCUCAAGUCUCAUCACUAUUGCACUUAUACCCGCUGUUUCUAGGCAGUGAGCGAAAGCGUAAGUUCCACCACUAAAAUUAACACUGGGGAGUAAAUUUUAUUCUUCAUCAGAUGGCUGAAAAAGAUCUGCAACCCCCAGAUAAUUAUUCUCAUCUCUCUACUUUCUACCAACAAUCUGGCAUACAAGCCUGAGCCCUCCAGUUGCAAAAAGAUUCUUGUCCUCUGUUCAGAUCUUCCUUAUUUGCCAGCUGAACAUGUUUCUUCCCAGUGUGUACUUGAUGCGCUUUGUGCACACUAACAAAUUUGUUUUCUGUCAGCUGUCCUGGGCUGGCAACACAAUGGGUUUGAGCAAGCACCACCAAAACUUCCUGCCGUUCAGAAAACGGGUAUCUUGUCUCUCCGCACAGAAUCCAAG
Messenger RNA from Podarcis lilfordi (Lilford's wall lizard), 24707 nucleotides. The record is from the annotation of a GenBank genome assembly. Lineage: Eukaryota; Metazoa; Chordata; Lepidosauria; Squamata; Lacertidae.